Molecule: messenger RNA, 2926 nt
Organism: Arabidopsis lyrata subsp. lyrata
Lineage: Eukaryota; Viridiplantae; Streptophyta; Magnoliopsida; Brassicales; Brassicaceae
Product: leucine-rich repeat extensin-like protein 5
Exons: 1
Coding region: 129-2471 (780 amino acids)
Molecular function (GO): protein binding
Source: RefSeq, a predicted model, not a curated record
UCUUCACACAUUACUUCUUCACAUAGAGGGAAAACAUUUUCUCCCUUACAUUUCUUAUUAUACCCUUCUUCUUCCUUCAAAUCUCCCAUUCUCUGCCAUUUCACACAGAUGUCUUCUUGUGUGGAGCAAUGAAGACGAAGAUGAUGAUGAAGAAGACGUCUCAGAUCUUUGUUCUUCUUUUCACAUUGUUCUUCUUCUUCACAAGCCUCACUCACUCUCUUCCACUCACUUUCAAUGGCGAUCUCUCAGACAACCAAGUCCGGCUAAUCACACAACGUCAGCUUCUCUACUUCCGUGACGAGCUCGGCGACCGCGGCGAGAAUGUCGUCGUUGAUCCAUCUCUAGUCUUCGAGAAUCCACGUCUCCGAAAUGCUUACAUAGCUCUUCAAGCUUGGAAACAAGCUAUUCUCUCUGAUCCAAACAACUUCACAACAAACUGGAUCGGUUCUGAUGUUUGCAGUUACACCGGAGUUUACUGUGCUCCGGCGUUAGAUAAUCGCCGGAUCCGUACCGUCGCCGGGAUAGAUCUCAAUCACGCUGAUAUUGCUGGUUAUUUGCCUCAAGAGCUUGGUUUGUUAACAGAUCUCGCUUUGUUUCAUGUUAAUUCAAACCGGUUUUGUGGAACCGUACCGCAUCGGUUUAAUCGGCUUAAGCUUUUAUUCGAGCUUGAUCUCAGUAAUAACCGGUUCGCCGGAAUAUUCCCUACCGUUGUACUCCAGUUGCCGUCGUUGAAGUUUCUGGAUCUAAGGUUUAACGAGUUCGAAGGACCUGUGCCUAGAGAGCUCUUCAGCAAAGAUCUUGAUGCGAUUUUCAUUAACCAUAACCGGUUCCGGUUUGAGCUACCGGAUAAUUUGGGAGAUUCUCCGGUUUCCGUUAUCGUUGUGGCGAAUAAUCAUUUCCACGGUUGUAUUCCGACGAGUUUGGGUGAUAUGAAGAAUCUUGAAGAGAUUAUUUUUAUGAACAAUGGGUUUAAUUCUUGUUUACCGCCGCAGAUCGGACGGUUGAAAAACGUAACGGUUUUUGAUUUCAGUUUUAACGAACUGGUUGGGUCGUUACCGGCGAGUAUUGGCGGGAUGGUUUCGUUGGAGCAGUUAAAUGUGGCGCAUAAUAGAUUCUCUGGUAAGAUUCCGGCGAGUAUUUGUCAGUUGCCGAGGUUGGAGAAUUUCACUUUCAGUUACAAUUUCUUCACUGGAGAGCCACCCGUGUGUCUCGGUUUGCCUGGGUUUGAUGAUCGGCGGAAUUGUUUGCCGUCGAGACCUGCGCAGAGAUCUCCGGUACAAUGUGCGGCUUUCUCUUCUCUUCCACCGGUGGAUUGUGGUUCAUUUGGAUGUGGCCGUUCUACUCGGCCUCCGGUUGUAGUCCCGUCACCGCCGACAACUCCGUCUCCAGGUGGUUCUCCUCCUUCGCCGUCUACUGUCCCGUCACCGCCGACAACACCAUCUCCUGGUGGUUCUCCUCCUUCACCGUCUAUUGUCCCGUCACCUCCGUCAACUACACCAUCUCCAGGUGUUUCUCCUCCUUCACCGUCUAUUUCUCCUAGUCCUCCGAUCACUGCCCCGUCUCCUCCUUCUACGCCAUCUAAUCCUCCAAUCAUUCUCCCGUCUCCCCCAUCAACUCCGCCAACUCCGAUAUCACCUGGUCAACAUUCACCGCCUGUUAUUCCUAGUCCACCGUUCACAGGCCCUUCUCCGCCGUCGUCACCUAGUCCUCCUUCACCGCCUAUUAUCCCCAGUCCGCCAGGUUUAGGCCCGUCAUCACCGUAUCCUGGUCCUCCUUCACCGCCUGUUGUUCCUAGUCCUCCCGUUGUAACUCCGCCGUCAUCACCUACUCCGGCUUACUCUCCUCCACCGCCGCCUACAGGGUACUCUCCUCCGUCACAACCGCCAACUUACUCACCUUCCCCAUCACCACCUCCACCAUACUCUCCUUCCACAUCACCGUCACCACCUCCGACAUACUCUCCGUUCCCAUCGCCGCCACCUCCUCCGCCGCAAACAUACUAUCCACCGCAGCCAUCACCACCAACACCACCGCAAACUCCAAUUUACUACACUCCCCCUCCUUCACCUCCACCUCACUCGCCGUCAUCGCCUCAAUUUUCACCACCACCACCAGUCCCCUACUACUACAGCUCACCACCACCACACUCACCUCCACCACCUCCACCAACGCCACUACACCCCCCUCCGCCACCAUCACCCCAACCGUGCAUAGAAUACUCACCGCCUCCACCUCCAACAGUCCAUUACAAUCCUCCACCACCACCAACACCGGCGCACUACAGUCCUCCACCAUCACCACCGGUUUACUACUACAAUUCACCUCCACCACCACCGGCUGUCCACUACAGCCCACCACCUCCACCGGUAAUUCACCACAGCCCACCACCACCAACUCCAAUCUACGAAGGACCACUACCGCCGAUUCCCGGAAUAUCAUACGCUUCUCCUCCGCCGCCUCCCUUCUAUUGAUUCUUUUUUCAGAAUGUUCUCAAAGGGGUCCCACCACUUAUGCCAAAACCCGAAGCCGAAACGGUGUCGUGUCGUGUCAAUAACUCUUUAUCAGAUUGAUGGAACAUGUACACGGCGUCGUUUUCCCAUUUCUUGGAGAGAGAGGUACGUGUCGGUGGUUGGGUAUUCUCCGAAAGAUUUAUUUCGGUGAUAAAAAAUCAAGAGGAGGAAAUUAGGGGUUUGCAGGGAAAAGUUGUAUUAUAUAGAGUAAUUAAAAUCUUAAUGCUCCUUAUAUUUCUUAUUAGUAUUCUUAAAUAAUUUAAUAAUUGUCAUUAUUGCUUAAAUUUUUGUGUUUUUUUUUUGUCUUCUUCUUCUUAUAUACUUAUUAAACUAUCCUUUUUUGGAUUUCCAUAUUCCAUUACUGCAACUUUUUGUAUAUGUUUUGUGUCUUCUAGAUUUAUAUUAUUGAUCUAUCA